Molecule: messenger RNA, 3565 nt
Organism: Pogoniulus pusillus (Red-fronted tinkerbird)
Lineage: Eukaryota; Metazoa; Chordata; Aves; Piciformes; Lybiidae
Product: NACHT, LRR and PYD domains-containing protein 12-like
Exons: 8
Coding region: 300-3068 (922 amino acids)
Cellular component (GO): cytoplasm
Molecular function (GO): protein binding
Source: RefSeq, a predicted model, not a curated record
AGAGGAAACGCAGCUGGAAACCUGAUCAAGACCUUCCAGGGAGGCGGCCAAACCCUGCUGCCAAGGCUGGGAGGCUUUGGCUGGGAGCGCUGCCUGCCCUCCUCCUUCCCAGCCGCCCUGCUUCCGGCACAUGGCUGACUCCGCUUCUGCCUCCCGCAGCCCUCCCGCAGCCCUCCCGCUUCCACAGCGCCUCCUGCAGCUCCAGAGACCCCUGCCCAGCCACGGCUGCUCCCUCCCGACCCUGAAAGCUGGCGGUCAGCGGACGUGGCCAACCUGGAGACCUCAGGUGACAUCCCACGAUGGCCGAGGAGGAGCAUGCCUUAGGUGUCCUCUCACAGGCACUGCAGGGUCUUACACUGCAGGACUUCCAGGAGUUUAAGACGAAGCUGUCAGAAGUUCAGGUGGAAGGAGGAUGGAAUAUCCCAAAGGAUUUGCUGGAGAAAGCCACUCACCCCUGUGUGCUCGCCAGCUGCAUGGGCAAGAGCUACGGCGAAGAUGCUGCCAUGGAAGUAGCAAUUGGGUUGUUGGAAGAGAUGAAUCAGAGAGACCUUGCUGAGGAACUCCUGGGUGAGAAGGUGAAAGAGUACAAGCAGAAAUACAGAGAGCACGUGGCCCAGAAGUUCCUCUGGUACAGGGAAGCCUCCUGCCCCGGGGAGAGGCUCUCCACCCGCAGCCGCUACACCACCCUGAGCAUCGCCAGGAAGCCUUGGCGGAAGCAUGGAGGAGAGCACGAAGCUGUGGGCACCAGCCACGGGGGUGCCCAGGCCAGCGAUGGCCCAGCCACCACCCUGCUCGCUGCUCAGGCGCUGCUCAAACCCGACAGGGAGGGACAAGCACCACGGGUCGUGGUGCUGCUGGGGGCCCCGGGGAUGGGGAAGACGAUGACGGUCAGGAAGGUGAUGGUGGAGUGGGCAGAAGGGACCCUCCACACGCAGUUUGACUACGUCUUCUGCAUGGACUGUAAAGAUCUCACCUUGACCAAGGAAGCCAGUGUGGUAGACCUGGUUUCAAAGUGCUGCCCUGACAGCAGAACACCUGGGAAGAUCCUGGAUGACCAGAAGAUGAAGCUCCUGUUCAUUUUUGAUGGCUUCGAGGCCCUGGGAUUUUCCCUGAUCCAGCCCAAAGAUGAGCUGAGCUCUGACCCCAGGGAAGUGAAGCCACUAGAAACCAUCGUGCUGAGCUUGCUGAAGAGGACUGUUCUCCCUGAUUCCUCCUUGCUCAUCACCACGAGGCCAACAGCUCUUCAAAGCCUGGGGAGGUGCCUGGAGGGUGAGGGCCACUCUGAAAUCUUGGGAUUUCCUGCAGCCAGCAGGCAGGAAUUUUUCCACAGGUACUUUGAGAACAGCAAUAAAGCUGAUGUGGCCUUCAGGUUUGUCAGGGGCAACGAGGUCCUCUACAGCUUGUGUGUCAUCCCCAUCAUGAGCUGGAUGGUCUGCACCAUUCUGGAACAAGAGCUUUCCAAGAAGAAAAGCCUCUCUGAGUGCUCCAAAACCACCACACAGGUGAGCAUGUCCUACCUCUCCUGGCUGAUGAAGACAGGCAGAGACCACCUGCAGGAUCUCCAGCAGUUCCUACUCAAGCUCUGCUCCUUGGCUGCUGAUGGUAUCUGGAAGCACAAAGUCCAGUUUGAGGAGGAUGAAAUCAAGGAGCGUGGUUUGGACCAGCCAGACCUUCUCCCCCUCUUCCUCAAUGAGAGGGUCUCAGGGGAAGGUGCAGACCAUGGCAAUGUCUACAGCUUUACCCACCUGCGCCUGCAGGAGCUUUUUGCGGCGAUGUUCUAUGUUCUGGAGGAUGAUGAGGAGAGCUCAGGGGCUCUCCAGAAGGAUGUCAAUGUGGUGUUGGAAAACUACAGCAAGUCCAGGAAGGAUCUGAACUCCGUGGUGAGGUUCCUAUUUGGUCUGGCAAGCCAAAAAUCGAUAGAGUACGCAGAUGAGGUCAUCGGGUGCAGAAUCUCACCGCGAGCCAGGGGAGAUAUGCUGAGGUGGCUUCAGGGGAGGCAUGGAGGCAUCUCCCACCCUGGCCAAGUGCUGAAGGUUUCAGAGUUGGACACUUUCCAUUUUCUGUUUGAGAUGAACGAGAAAAGCUUCACACAAAGUGCACUGAGUGGCCUCACUGACAUUGACUUGCAGAACAGCAGGUUGAGCCUCUGUGACCAAAUGGCUCUUUGCUUCUGCAUCAGGCAGUGGGAUGAGCUGGACUGCCUCACCCUCCGGGGAUGCUCCUUCGAGCUGCAGGAUCCCAGGGAGGAGGUUCCUUGCUCUGGUGCCUCAGGAGCUGGAGAACAUCCUUGUCCCCAUGAGGAACCACACAGCCCCAUCCACCUGCUCUGCAGGGCUCUGCGGCACCCAGGCAGCCACCUGCGAGUGCUCCGGCUGCAGUGGUGCCGGCUGGAUGAGAGCUGCUGUGCAGAGCUGGGGGUGCUGCUGGCCCAACACCCCAGCCUGGCCCAGCUGGACGUGGGAGAUGGGGCUCUGGGUGAUGCUGGCGUGCGGCUGCUCUGCGAGGGGCUGCGGCAGCCCAGCUGCCACCUGCGUGUCCUGAGGCUGCGGUACUCUGGCCUGACCAGUGCCUGCUGCGAGGAGCUGGCCGCCGUGCUGGGCAGCAGCCCGUGCCUGGAGGAGCUGGAUCUGUCCUGCAGCGAGGGGCUGCGUGACGCUGGUGUGCGCCUGCUGUGCGAGGGCCUGCAGCACCCCAGCUGCCAGCUGCGGACGCUGCGGCUGGGGAGCUGCCGGCUGACCGCUGCCUGCAUCCAAGACCUAGCUGCUGGGCUGGUGGACAGCCCUCACCUCACCUGCCUGGACCUGAGUGACAAUGAGCUGGGGUCUGAUGGUGUCCUCCAGCUCUGCCAGCAGCUCCAGCAUCCUGCUUGCCCGCUGCAGGUCCUGGGCCUGAGCACCUCUGGGUUGAACGAGGAAGUGCUUCAGGAACUGGCUGCCCUCAGGACACUGAAGCCCAACCUGAAGAUCAGGGACCUCCUUGAGCAGGACACACCAGAGACAGGGGCCAUGGCACGGCUGCCCUUCCACCGUGGGGUGCUGCUGGGGGGCAGGAAGGGGUUCCCCUCCUAAAGGAGAGGUCCAUACCUUAGCAGAGGUCCUCAGCUGUAGGAGAGGUUUCCUCCUUCAGGAGAAGUCCCUACCUUUAGGAGAGCUUUCCACUUUUAGGAGAGGUCCUCUGCUGUAGGAGGGAUCUCCACUUUUAAGCGAGGUCCUCACCUUUAGGAGAGGUCCUCACCCUUAAGAGAAGUCUCCACUUUCGGGAGUGCAUCUCACCUUUAGGGUUGGUCUUCUCCUUUAGGAGACCUCACUUUCAGGAGAGCUCCUCACAACAACCAGAGCCAUUUCUAUCCCAGUUUUUGGUGCUGCUGAAAUCUGAGAGAAGCCCCACCCUGGGUCUGAGCCUGCCCUGUCCAUGGGGGGCUCAGGGCAGAAGGUCCUGUCUGCAUCUGCUGACCUCCAGAGACCAGGCAGAGCUGGUCCAGGUCCUUUCCCCUCCAAUGUCCACCACAUUGGUAGGAAUAGCUGGAGGUGUUUGCUGAUGCCAAAUAAAGAUGCUUGGGACAGUC